AUGGCUACAGUUUAUUACCAUGACGAAAAGGACUCUGUCGACAGCAGAGAACCCCACUCAACGGGUGUUCCGGUCUCUUUGGAGCAACUCGCAGAUAUUGGGGUUUUCUACAAACAUAUUCCGCAAUUCGAAGACGUCAACAAGCUGGCCACACAGCGGAACUAUCGGAAUCGAGACACGGUGAGCAUUUCUGAAAAAGCACUAGGAGCCGAAGCAUUGGAAUCAAAAUUGAAAAUGUUUUAUGCGGAACACCUUCACGAAGACGAAGAAAUCCGGUACUGCCUUGACGGUGACGGAUUUUUUGAUCUAAGAGACCCCCGCGACGAAAGAUGGAUACGAGUCCUACUUCAACCUGGUGACUUGCUCAUUGUACCUGCCGGCAUUUACCAUCGGUUCACGCUUACGACGAGAAACUACAUCAAGGCCCUGAGGCUGUUUAAGGACGAGCCCAAAUGGGUAGCGCAUGGCAGGCCCUAUGCGGACUCCAGUGCGAUUCGCACAGAGUAUCUUGCCAGUGUACAGACCCAGUGA
Molecule: messenger RNA, 531 nt
Organism: Lachancea mirantina
Lineage: Eukaryota; Fungi; Ascomycota; Saccharomycetes; Saccharomycetales; Saccharomycetaceae
Source: the annotation of a GenBank genome assembly